Solanum dulcamara is the source of this 2024-nucleotide messenger RNA. Its product is annotated as cytochrome P450 704C1-like. NCBI's taxonomy places the organism in Eukaryota, Viridiplantae, Streptophyta, Magnoliopsida, Solanales, Solanaceae. The transcript is spliced from 6 exons. Bases 1 to 1572 code for a protein of 523 amino acids. Gene Ontology annotation, molecular function: monooxygenase activity; iron ion binding; heme binding. The record is from RefSeq and is a predicted model, not a curated record.
AUGAUAGUACAUUAUAAGCCAAAUAUGCACAAGGACACAGCUGUAGUUUUCAUGGAUAUUCUUCAUAGUUCCAUUAUCUCCAUAACCGCCACCAUUCUCUCACUUGUCUUUUGUGUGUUCAUACUUCAUCUUCUGACCCAAAAAGUAGAUGGAAAAAAGAGAUACCAUCCAAUUGGCGGCACCAUUUUCAAUCAGCUUAUAAACUUCCACAGGUUGCACCAUUACAUGACUGAUCUUGCAGGCAAGUACAAGACUUACAGAUUGAUUAGCCCUUUCAGGAAUAAGAUUUAUACUGCUGACCCUGCUAACAUCAAAUACAUUCUCAAAACAAACAUUGACAACUAUGGAAAGGGAUGGUAUAAUUAUAACAUUUUAAAGGACCUGUUCGGGGAUGGGAUUUUCGCAGUUGAUGGAGAUAAGUGGCGGGAGCAGAGGAAAUUAUUGAGCCAUGAGUUCUCCACGAGGGUCUUGAGGGAUUUCAGCAGUGUGGUCUUCAGAAAAAAUGUGGCAAAGCUAGCUCACAUAUUGUCUGAAGCUGCCAAUUCCAACAAGACAGUUGACAUUCAAGAUCUAUUCAUUCAAACCUCUCUAGAUUCUAUAUUCAGAGUUGCCUUCGGAGCUGAACUAGACAACAUGUGUGGUUCAAAUGAAGAAGUCAAAAAAUUUAGCGAUGCAUUUGACAAUGCUAAUGCAAUGACAACUUGGAGAUAUACUGAUAUCUUCUGGAAGAUUAAAAGAGCUCUCAAUAUCGGAGUAGAAGCCAAGUUAAGGGACAAUAUAAGAACUGUUGAUGCAUUUGUUUAUAAGAUGAUUCACAUAAGAACUGAGCAGAUGAGUAAACCAGAAACUGAUUUACCUAUGCAGUGGAAGAAAGAAGACAUUUUGUCAAGAUUUCUGCAAAUAACUGAUACAGAUCCAAAGUAUUUGCGUGAUAUAAUAUUGAGCUUCUUAAUAGCUGGCAAAGAUACAACAGCAACCACCCUUUCUUGGUUCAUAUAUGUGCUUUGCAAGUACCCUCAUGUACAGGAGAAAGUAGUACAAGAGAUUAAUGAAGCAGCAACUGAGAAAGAAAAUGCAACAGACAUAACAUAUUUUGCUGCUAAUGUGAGUGAAGAAGCACUUGAAAAGAUGCAAUAUCUUCAUGCUGCAUUGACAGAGACUCUUAGGCUUUAUCCUGCAGUUCCAUUGGAUCCAAAAAUAUGCUUUUCCGAUGACAUCUUGCCCGAUGGAUUCAGUGUGAACAAAGGGGACAUGGUGAGUUACCUACCAUAUGCAAUGGGAAGAAUGAAAUUUAUAUGGGGUGAUGAUGCAGAAGAGUAUAAACCAGAGAGAUGGCUUGAUGGGGAUGGCUUCUUCAGGCCAGAGAACCCCUUCAAAUUUACAGCUUUCCAGGCAGGGCCGAGGAUCUGCUUGGGGAAGGAGUUUGCUUAUAGGCAGAUGAAGAUAUUCUCUGCUGUGUUGUUAGCUUACUUUGUUUUCAAGUUGAGUGAUGACAAGAAGACUAUCAAAUACAAGACAAUGAUUAAUCUUCACAUUGAUGGGGGAUUGCAUGUUCGUGUCUUUCGUAGAUAGGGCAAUUAUAAAGAGUUUACAUAAAUAUGUAUAAUGUAUAUCAAUAUCGGUCCAGUUCUGCCCGAAUGUUGUUUAUGACAUCAAUAUCCAAAAUAAUCCUAUCAAAUAACAUUAACAUGGCAUGGAAAUAAGGUUUGCUAUCUAUGGGAUGUAUCAUUAUUACACAUUCACAUUUUCCUUGUUACCGCUUCCCUGACCACACCUUAGGAGAAAGUGGAAGUAGCAUUUCAAUUCAGUUCUCUAGCUUCAAAGACAGAACCACGGAUAGAAGUUGCUAAAUCUUCUAUUGGAGCCCCAAGCCAUUGCUUUAAUUGCCUUAUAGUUAAGUCACCCCUGUAUUUAUGCAAUUUUUAUCAAAGCAACACCAUCUAUUGUUAGUUGGCAUGAAAUAGUGUCCAUUUUAUCUUUUCCCCAAUAAUCAUGUAGACUCUUGUAUCAAAAAUUAAAACCUU